UCAGUGUGAUUUUAGUCUUGCGGACUUGUUUGGCAACAGACAUCCGGACUCCUCCAUUAAACUGAUGGCGCUGUUAAAGCUGUUCCUCGGGGCUCUUCUGCUCCUUCAGUUUGUUCUGUUGGAUGGAGCUGAACCUCAGAACCUGAACUGCCCUGCAUAUGGUGGCGUUCCAGGGACUCCUGGACACAACGGUCUGCCUGGUAGAGAUGGGAGAGAUGGUAAAGACGGAGCAAUUGGACCCAAAGGAGAGAAGGGAGAGCCAGGAGUGAAUGUGCAGGGAACGCCGGGUAAAGCAGGACCGUCUGGCCCAGCUGGAGCCAAGGGUGAAAGGGGACCACCAGGCUUGCCUGGACGUGACAGCACAGCUGACUCCCUGAAAUCUGAGAUCCAGCAGCUUAACGCCAAGAUUGCUAUGCUUGAGAAAGCUGCGAGUUUUAAUACAUUCAGAAAAGUUGGACAGAAAUACUACGUCACUGAUGGUAUUGAGCUUACUUUUGAUAAAGGGGUGCAGUACUGCAAGGACUUUGGAGGAGCAAUGGUGUUGCCAACAACUGCUUUAGAAAACCAGGCGCUAUUGAAAUUAUCAGUAUUCAGUGGUUUAAGUAGUAGGAAGCCAUUUAUUAGAAUCACAGAUAGAGAAACCGAGGGAAAGUUUGUGGACACUGAGGGGAAGCAAUUGACUUUUACCAACUGGAUUAAUGGUCAGCCUGAUGAUUUUAAGGGACUACAAGACUGUGGUAUUAUCCCACACUCUGGCCUUUGGGAUGAUGUCAAUUGUGAUAGUCCACAUCCUAUCAUAUGUGAAAUAGAGAUUUAAAUAGAAAAAGAAAUAGAAUUUACACUGUAAAAACAAACCUAUAGAACCUACUCAAAAAAUUGAGGUAACAAGUAAAAAGUCUACCUGACAUAAUAUAUUACAACUUAUAAAAAAUGAGUAAUAUGAACUUGAUUAUAAUAGCUUCUGUAGCUUGCAUAGCAAACAUUUGCAAUGAAUAAGUUGUCACCAGAGGCAUCAGGCCCCCUCAGAUUUCCAUUACCAUAUAUACAUAUAUAUAUAUAUAUAUGUGUGUGUGUGUGUGUGUGUGUAACCCCUCUACCCAGGUCCUACUCGCCCCGCGAUGCGCGGGCCUCGAACCUAGGUCUCUGGCGUGUGAGUCGGACACUCUAACAAGGAGGCUAAAGGCCAAAACUUGUAGUGUCAGUUUACUCACACAGCAACUACUAGCUGGCCUUCAUUACACGCACAUAUAAAUACAAAUAUAUAUAUAUAUAUAUAUAAUUAACCCAUUGAAGCGUAUGAUCACAUCGGUGUGAUUAGAAACGUUCAGUGCGUCACAUGAUCAACUGCUACAUUCAACUGUUUAGUGUUUUCAACCUUAUGUUUAUUUUAUGUUUCUGACAUUUAAAUACAGAUAAGUACUAGCAUUAUAGUUUGUAAAAUAUACACUAAUGUUUAUGGAAGAGGCAAUAACAACUAUUUCAAAAAUAAUUUGACAGCCCCGCCCCUUUUCAGCACAGCGCUCAUUGUCUUUUGUCUUCCGGUUUGUAUUUCCACAGUGAUCUUACGUAUUUAUAAAUGAACUGGUCUACUGACAUUUGUAAAGACAUCUGCUUUAAACAUUACAAUGCUCAUGAUAACUUUCUUUAACUCUACAAGUAAAUCCACUUCACCAGCUAAUUAUUCUUUGACAGCGAUGCGAUAGAAAUGUACAGAGCUACCACAAAGACGGAAGAUCAAAGACAAUAUUAUAAAGAUGGCGGCGCGCUUGUUUCUCUGUGUAACGAGGCGGGACUCAGGGUAAGAUCCAUUAGCAAGCUUUUAUUAAACAGUUCUUAGUCAAACAGGCAAUGGUGGAAUAACAGCAAAUUGGUAUGGCAGAGAGCAGGCAGAAUCGUAGUCGAGGAACAGGCAAAGGGUCAGGGCUGGCAGAUAACAAUCGUAAAUCCAAAACAGAGCAAGUAGUCCAAAGGGCAGGCAGCAGAGAAUCGUACACGGGGAACAGGAACAGGAACAGGAACAGGAACAGGAACAGGAACAGGAACAGGAACAGGAACGCGGGCGGGCAGACAGACAGACAAGAUAACAAGUAAACAAGACCUCGCAAAGUGUGUGUGUGGAUGUGAGUGGCUUAAAUAGUCCGGGUAAUGAGCUGCAGCUGGGUGUGGUGAUUAUUGAUUGGUGGAGUGAGUGCAAUGUGAUAGGCAGGGAGGAUUGUGGGAAAUGAAGUCCGGGAAUGACUGGAACUGUGACACUCUGGCUCAUAAGAGUUGCGUCCCAAAUGACGCACUAUACACUAUGCACUUAUACACUAUGUACUUAUGCAUGUAGUGUAUGAAUUUUAUAAAUUUAUUUUGUCAUUAAACAUCGAAGUCUGAUCCCCCCUCCACUUCCGCUACGUAAUUAAAGCUGCGACAGCUGAGUGCAUGAAGUGUCCAACAUUCCACACUUCAUUUUUUCCAUUAAUUAAGUGCAUCAUCCGUGCACUUUUUCUUUCUGGAAUUUUCUGUGAACGCACUACUCACACUAUUUGUACUUAAAAAUGUCAUAGAAUAGUGCAUAAGUAUGCGAAUUGGGACGCACCUAAUGUCUAUAUGUAACUAUAAAGUUUACUCUAAUCUUAGAAUAUUGUUGGUGCAAAAUUAAUAUUGCCCCAGUAUUGUCGUCUUCUUGGUGAAUUUCUUAGUUUUGAAGCUCACAGCCUGGGCGAUUUGUGAGGUCAGAAACCAUCGAAUUUUACAUAUUUAAGUAGAUUGAGCACAAUUAAUUUCGAAACAAAAUUGUGUUACUUUGUGUAACAUUUUUUAAUUAAGUAAACUGAACAAGCAGCAAAAAUCAUUUUUACAAUAUUAUGAAAUAUACAAAUCUGUGAUACUAAUAUGCUAUUAACAAUGCUCACAGUAUGCACAUUACAUAUGAAACAAUUUUAUUAAAUGAUGAACAUAAAUAAUUUUGUUUCAGAUUAAUGAAUAAAAUAUUUCUCAUGA
Ctenopharyngodon idella (grass carp) is the source of this 2985-nucleotide messenger RNA. RefSeq names its product mannose-binding protein. NCBI's taxonomy places the organism in Eukaryota, Metazoa, Chordata, Actinopteri, Cypriniformes, Xenocyprididae. Gene Ontology annotation, cellular component: multivesicular body; rough endoplasmic reticulum. Bases 65 to 817 code for a protein of 250 amino acids. The transcript is spliced from 4 exons. The record is from RefSeq and is a predicted model, not a curated record.